Topomyia yanbarensis is the source of this 818-nucleotide messenger RNA. Its product is annotated as serine/threonine-protein kinase ULK3-like. The annotation marks the transcript as partial. The transcript has 2 exons. NCBI's taxonomy places the organism in Eukaryota, Metazoa, Arthropoda, Insecta, Diptera, Culicidae. The record is from RefSeq and is a predicted model, not a curated record. Gene Ontology annotation, biological process: autophagy; protein autophosphorylation; autophagosome organization. Gene Ontology annotation, molecular function: protein serine/threonine kinase activity; ATP binding. Gene Ontology annotation, cellular component: cytoplasm; autophagosome.
ACGUAGCUGUCAUGAGACGUUCAAUAUCGGGCUAGACGGAUCUGAAGCAAAUAAUUUUGCUCUUGAAAAAAUUACUUAAAACUCGAUCGUGGGCAGCACAAAUGAAUCCGAAGGGCUAGGAAACGAAGCGAACCCGCUAGGGAAUAGUGAAUCAAAAAAACGGAUAAUAUUCGUCUCCGCUGUUGCCCGUCCCCUUACCCAGAGAUGGCCACCAAACCGGAUAUCAACGAAUACCAAAUGUUGGAACGGAUCGGCAGCGGUACCUACGCAACCGUAUUUCGUGCGAUGAAAAAGGCGACAAAGGAAAUUCUCGCAAUCAAGUGCGUGGAGAAGGCUUCGCUGUCGAAAUCGGCCGUGGACAACAUCAUUACUGAGAUUAGUCUGUUGAAAAAGCUGAAACAUCCGCACAUCGUGGAGAUGAAGGAUUUUCUGUGGGACGAUCGGUUUAUCUACAUCGUAAUGGAGUUCUGUAGCGGGGGUAGUCUCUCCGGGUAUAUUCGUCAAAAGCGGAAGUUGGAUGAGACGACUUGUCGGAUCUUUCUCAGACAGCUGGCGUUGGCACUGAGAUAUAUGCGAGAGAACGAUGUGAGUCAUUUCGAUUUAAAGCCACAGAAUUUGCUGUUAAUGAGAUGCACCGGUGGUAGUAGCGGAGGUGGAGGGAUUUCAUUGAAGGUAGCCGAUUUUGGUUUCGCCCAGCAUUUGAAACUGGGACAGGAGAAUACUUCAGUGAAAGGUUCACCACUUUACAUGGCACCGGAGAUUCUGCUGAAACAUUGCUAUGAUGCGACGGCUGACCUGUGGAGUAUAGGAAUUAUUUU